Filobasidium floriforme is the source of this 3435-nucleotide messenger RNA. RefSeq lists its product as uncharacterized. Gene Ontology annotation, biological process: protein ubiquitination. The record is from RefSeq and is a predicted model, not a curated record. The transcript is spliced from 7 exons. The coding region runs from base 259 to 3378 and encodes 1039 amino acids. Gene Ontology annotation, cellular component: CCR4-NOT complex. NCBI's taxonomy places the organism in Eukaryota, Fungi, Basidiomycota, Tremellomycetes, Filobasidiales, Filobasidiaceae. Gene Ontology annotation, molecular function: ubiquitin-protein transferase activity; RNA binding.
GUCAGGUUCGAGAUUACGAUAUUACAACCACCUAUCUUCUCUCCCCCUUGACAUCUCACUCUCGUCUGCAUCUGCAUCUUUACGUUUAUUCUUCGAUCUCGGCCUUCUCGCAUCUGCCUCUUUACGUUCCUCGCCUCCGACAAGUUUUGGACUUUUACGCCAUCCACCCCGACCUCGGCUUUGCAUCCUUUCGACCUUCGAAUUCUCAAGCUCAAGCUCGUCGAACGAUAACCAGCACGUACACUCGCGACCUGGAUAAUGCCCCACGUAGCUACGAACCCGACCAUCUCCCUAGGAUUCACCUCGUCCACCACCGCAGCCUCUCCUUGGACUUACGGCAAGACUUCCAACUCGACCCCGACAUCCAAUUCGAAUUCGAUGGCGAACAAUGUCGGUAUAGGAGGAUCUUAUGGAAGCGCGACGGGGUUGUCGAGCUCGUUCGCUGCGUCAGGGUCGGGAGUGGUAGGAGGUUCAGCUGCGGGGGUCAGCAAGGACGUCUUGAGGAACUUGCAGGACGUGGUUUGGAGUGACGACGAGGAAGACCCAGAAUGUCCAUUGUGUAUGGAAGAGCUGGAUCCUUCGGAUGUCAACUUCAAACCGUGUGUCUGCGGAUACCAGAUCUGUCGGUUCUGUCAUCAUCAGAUCAUCCACGAUUUGAACGGGUUGUGUCCGGCUUGUCGGAGACGAUACGAAGAUCAAGAGAUCCAGUUCCAGCCCGUGGAUCCGGAAGAGAUGAAGCGGCUGCAGCAGGCCAAGGCGCUCAAGCAAAAGGCUAACAAGCAGCUCGAGGCGUUAGGGAGGAGACACUUGAGGGAUGUGAGGAUCGUCAGGAAGGACAUGGUCUACGUCACCGGGAUGAAGAUGGGCAGUGGGGACAAGGAGGAGUUCUUGUCGCUACUCCGGUCGAACGAUUACUUUGGACAAUACGGCAAGAUCUCAAAGAUCUUUCUCCGCAAAGGAUCGUCCACCUCGGACCCGUCUGCCAACUCGCUCAACUCGGUCGCUUCCGGUGAUGAUUCAGAUCUAGGGAUCUACAUCACCUACAUCCGACGGGAAGACGCGGCGAGGGCCAUCUCGGCGUUGGAUGGGUACCCGGCACCUAGCAAUCCGGGGAGGACGCUGAAGGCCAGCUAUGGGAGUACAAAGUAUUGUCUGAGCUGGUUGAGGGGGGUCAAGUGUGAGGAUGGGUCGGCUUGUAUGGGCAUGCAUGAGUGGGCCGGUGAAGGGGACACUUUCACCAGGGGAGAUAUGACGACCAUGCAACAUACGAUCAAGGACACGGGGACGACGAUGGACUUGCAGUUGCAGAACCGGGAACGGACGGUCAGUAGCUCGGGACCGAAAGCAUCGGCUGUCCAGCCCAUCUCGAAGCAGGCCAAGACGCCAGACGAAUCGAUCGACUCGUCGGCGCUGCCAAGGACGGCUCACUGGGCAACAAGACCGCCGGCUCCACCGGUUCAGCCACCGAUCAAGCGGAAAGCAAAGGUGUUGAGCCUGUCGAGCUUGUCGAAACCGACCUUGACGACCUUGCCUGCGCCUUCAGCGGCUGCGGCAGGAUCGGAUCGGUCGGCAACGGCUUCACCGGUCGUCAAGGUCAAGACGCCGUUUGCUACUCCCUCGGCGUCAGUGUUGGCGGCUUCGAGAUCGGCCAAGGCUGCAGCAGCUGCGGCAGCGGCAACCACGUCAUCGUCUUCAUCGUCAACGCCUGUAGCAGGUAUUUCGGCAACGGACGCGAGAAAGUCGGAUUCGGUCAGGCCGAGCAUGACAGUGUUGUCUCGGUCGACAUCGACGACCACAACCAAAGCUGUCCCUUCGGCUGCACCAUCGGUCGCAGCGGACUCCCCCGUUUCGACAACGACCAAGCAGGCUCUGCCGGAAGAGACUGAACCGGAGAGGACCGCCUCGCCUGACCAGAUGGAUUCAAACGGUUCGGCCACCCCGGUACCUGCUUCGACGACAGCGGAGGAAGACAAGACGGUCGAAGAGGCCAUCAAGGAUAUCGCUAUGGAAGGACAAUUGACGCCCGUUCAGGGAGGACGCGCCGAAAGCGCUUCCCCGGCUACUUCACCCUCGCCUGCUUCUCCACCCGUACGCGAGGCCAACCCUGCUUACCAGCCUUCGGUACAAGCUCAAGCUGUCGUCGACGAGGUCUUGUCGAGACGGGAAGGACAGGCUCCGGUCUACCAGAUCCAAUCACCUUACCCGGAUUUCGACGAUUUCAUGGAGUGCUUCGCCGAUGGCGACUUUACUUACCGUCUCGAUGUCAAACUCGAGGUCGAGGAGGGCAAGCUGGAGAAUCUGUUGGCAGGCGUCGAGGAUAUCUUGGCGAUGGGCAAGGCAGAGGCUGCGAUCGCGGGUCCGUCAUCGUAUGAAGGCGUGUUUGACCCGUUCUUGGAUCCACCACUGGACGAUUUCGGAGGCAUUCCGAUGACGAGAACGUUAUCGAACAGUGCCGAGGACGAGUCGAAGAAGAAGGGGUCGAGAUUCGGGUUUGCCAAUCGGUCAGGACCGCCCGAGACGGCCAUGUCGACCUUGUCAUCUUUGAUGGCACCAUCAUCAAGCCGGAUGAUGCCCGACGUACGAGCGUUUUCGCAGUUGGACAUGGUAGCGGGACGGCCACAACAGGAGAACCUGAGCAAUCCCAACUACUUUGCUGGUCUGCCGGGGACGUCAGCGUCGCGGGUAGAGACCGAGAUGACUCCAUCAUCGAAAUCAGCUAUGCCGUACCCGAUGCAAACGUCAAGUCCGGCGCAAACGCACCAGGAACGAGCACCUUCAGCAGGCGGAGCAAUGCCACCCCCACCACCGGGGCUGGGAGGACCUGUCAACGCGUCGACUUUCCCGGCCUACCAGCAGCAGCAACAGCAGGGCGUCAAUGCCAACAGGAACAUGCAGCAAGCCAUGGAGCAGCAGAUGCUGGCCAACAUGCAUGGCUACCAGCAUCAGUUCCAGGCAGACGGUCGACGGACCGCCAGUCCUGGGUUGCAGCAGGCCCUGAGGGGAGGAAGCGGAAGCUCUCGAUUCCCUCGUGAAAGCUAUAACGCGAACGAGACUUUCCCCUUCCAAGACCCCGCUAUCCUGCGUAUGGCACCUCACAAUUUCCCCGCUGCUCAGAACCGAUUCAUGAACGAGCCUCAAGCCCACCUGUACGACAUGAACGCCGGCAUCUCUCCAUACCAACAGCACCAACAACAGCAACAACCUCAACAACCUCAGCAACAGCAACCCCAACAGCAACAGAACUUCCAGGAUAACAUCACCCCGAACGCCCGACUGCUGCAGGCCAUGCACGAGCAGAUGGGAGGAGCCCGAUCGGCUUCGCCCGGAUUGUCUGCCAAUCGCACGGCCUCUCGACAGGCUUAUGCAAAGAUGUAUUAGAUGGAUGUGCUACCCCAACCUGAAUCCCUCCUCUUAUACAGAUGCAUUGCCGCUUUG